Messenger RNA from Rotaria sordida, 1659 nucleotides. NCBI's taxonomy places the organism in Eukaryota, Metazoa, Rotifera, Eurotatoria, Philodinida, Philodinidae. The record is from the annotation of a GenBank genome assembly.
AUGACAUUGGCUUUACUAUCAACGACGGAACAAAUUAAAAAUGAUCGUAAACAGAUGAAUAUAGUUUUGGAUCGUAUCUUAGAAAGUCUGGUUUUGGCUGCCGGGGAAGAAGAUUAUCGAUGUGGAUUUCAUGUGAGUGAAUCAUUAGUUGUUUUGGUAAAAUUAUUCAGUUAUGAUCGUACACUUGAUUAUAUAAUGCAACAUGCAGAAGUUGAACAACUAGAAAAAACAACAACAUUAGAAUUUCUACUUGAUUUUUUCUCUAAAUAUUAUGCUACAGUCAAAAAUGAUGAUCCACUCAAAUUAACAACAAUGACAGCAUUAUGCAAUAUUUUUUGGUGUGUUUCACUUCGACCUCAGUACAAACAGGAAUUGUAUGGCGAUAAAGAAAAAUUUAAAGAAUUUAAGAAGAUAAUCGAACAGAUUGCUUGCGGAGGAGGCAACAGAAGCAUUGGAACAACAUCUAUACACUACGUCCCCACAUACAUUGAAAAUAUACAAAAAGCAGCCGACGGGAUAUUGUGUAAUAUUGUUGAACAACAAGAACAACAGCAACAAUCCGAAACUCAAAAAUCAGAGCGACGUGGAGUAAAAAGACUUCGAGCUCUAGCGCUCUCUCUUAGAUCACCAUCAUCAACGAGUAGCCCAAAUACUAUCAAACCUCUGAAACCGUCAAUUAUGAUCAGUUACUCACACGGAGAUAAUGAUGUCUGCACACAACUUUACAAUGAGUUGAAUAAGAGAAACGAUGAAUUUGAUAUUUGGAUUGAUCGUAAAUAUUGUAAAACUGGUUAUUUAUGGGGUAAAAUAGCUGAUGGUAUGCAAGAAGCGAGUGUCAUACUGUGUCUUCUAUCCAAUAAGUAUUAUGAAAGCAAAUCAUGUCAACAAGAAUUUGUCUAUGCAAAUGAUCAUUUGAAGAAACAGGUUAUACCAGUAUUUAUCCAACAGGAUAAACCACCAGGCUGGGUCGGUAUUCAUACAUGUUUGCUAAAAUAUAUUCGAUUUCGUCAGACUCAACUAUUGGAAGAAGAAAAGUUGAAAGAUUUAAUGGAAAUGAUCGACGAGUAUUUAGCAUUGAACAAUGGAAAGAACGAUGUUGAUUCGUCGAUUUCAGCUAUGACAAGGCCUGCUCCUGUACAUCAUGAAACCAUGAUAACUGCAAAAACAACAACGACAACGCCAGUUACAGAAAAUAAAGAAUUUGAAAUCAAACAACAAGUUGUCUACUCAACAAAACCUGCCAUCAAUCUCGAUGAAAAACCCAUAUCACAAUGGAACAAGGAUGGUGUUGCUCAAUGGUUUCAACAGAAUAAAAUUAUGCUUGAACUGUAUAAAUUAUAUCAAUUUGAAGAUGGACUUGAACUACUAACUUACGCAGCAACUAUUUUAGACGAUAAUGUAUUGAAAUCAGAACAGCAACUCUAUUCCCAAGCGUAUUCACAAGCAAAUAAUGGUAAAGUAUUGUUAACACCACCAUUUUCACGAUUCAUGAACGCUUUACGAAAAUUGCACAACGAUGCUGAAUUGAAAACGCAAAAAUCAACAAUAGUAGUAGAACCAAUUAUAAUGAAUGGUAGUAGUAGUGGUUGUGGUAAGCCUACAGCGAGAAAUAUUUCUCGUAUACCGAGAAGAAGUUCAAUAACGACGCCACAAGACUAA